AUGUCAAUGAAACCAGUCACGAGUAAUCUUGUUGCCUUUCUUUUCCUUGAGUUACUUGCCAUAGUAACCAUCCACCUUAGCUUUUGCAGUGGAAACUCUUAUCAUCUGGGUUGUAUCGAAAGUGAGAGAGAAGCACUUUUAAGGUUCAAGCAUGAUCUCGAAGAUCCUUCGAACCGACUUGCCUCUUGGAGUACUGUCAAUGCAGAUUGUUGUACAUGGUCUGGUGUUGUCUGUGACAACAUGACAGGCCAUGUCCUGGAGCUCAACCUUGGAAAAGAUUUUUCGUUUGAGAACAUAACUUCGGAAAUUCUUUUAGCCGAACAUGAAGCUCUCAAUAAAUCAAUGUUAAGAGGUAAGAUUAAUCCUUCUUUGCUUAAUUUAAAGCAAUUAAUUUCCUUGGACUUAAGUUGCAAUGAUUUCAAGGGAGCUCCGAUUCCUAAAUUUUUUGGUAAUAUGAGAAAUUUAAGAUACCUUAAUCUUUCGGAAGGUGGAUUUCAAGGAAGAAUUCCCCAUCAACUCGGUAAUCUCUCUAAUCUUGAAUAUCUUGAUAUCGGUUGGGCUAACUCCUUGAUUACCGAUGAUUACUUUGGGGUUCCUUACUAUGAGGCUGUGCAUGUUGAGAAUUUGCAAUGGCUGUCAGGUCUUCCUUUGUUGAAACACCUUGACUUGACAAAUGUGGAUCUCAGCAAAGCCUCUGAUUGGUUGCAGGUCAUAAGCACAAUCUCUUCCUUAGAAGUGUUGAAUUUGAUAAAUUGUCAGCUCUACCACUUCCCUUCACAACCCAUCACAAAUCUUUCUUCUCUUGCCAUCCUUCAUUUGAGUGGAAAUAAUUUUGAAGGUCCAAUUCCUGAUGCACUUCAAAAUUUGACUUCCCUUAGACAUCUUUUUUUAUCUUACAACUUCUUCAAUUCUUCACUACCUGACUGGUGGUACAAACUUACCCGCCUAGAAAAACUUUAUCUUCCGGACAAUCGCUUGCAAGGUUAUAAUUCAAUUUCUGGUCCUGUUCCAACAGCUUUAGGAAAACUUGGGUGUUUGCAAAGUCUUGAUUUUUCCUACAACAAGUUCACUGGAACAGUUUCCGAUAGCCAUUUUGCCAAUCUCACAAGAUUGUUGCGAUUUGGUGCAUCUGGAAACUCUCUAACCUUGAAAUUCAAUCUUCAUUGGGUUCCUCCUUUUAGACUUCAAAAUUUAACUUUGAGUUCUUGUAAUUUAGGAUCUCAAUUUCCAUCAUGGAUUCGUUCAUUAAAACAUUUGUCUUAUGUUGAUAUAUCCAACUCAAGUAUUUUUGAUAGUUUUCCAACAUAUUUGUUUGAACAUCCUUUUAAUAUUGUCUAUUUGGAUCUCUCACACAAUAGUAUCUAUGGUCUGAUUCCAAAUUUGAUUGAAUUGGAUAAGCUUGAGUUUCUAGACUUGAGUUCUAACAAUUUAUCAGGUCCUUUGCCUCUUAUUGCUCUAAGUUUGUAUAUGUUCGAUCUAUCCAAUAAUUCUUUCUCAGGAUCCAUUUUUCAUUUCUUAUGUCAUGAGAUAAAUGCUUCAAAGUCUUUGCUGCAAAUUCUCAUCCUUAAGAAAAACCUCUUCCAUGGAAAUUUACCUGAUUGUUGGGAGAACUUUCCAUACUUAACAGUUUUGAAUUUAAAUGAAAAUAAUUUCAGCGGAAACAUUCCAAUCUCUUUUGGAUCCUUAAGUUCUCUUCAGUAUCUACAUCUUCGCAAAAACAACUUCUUUGGAACUGUACCUGUGUCACUCAAAAAUUGUACGGAGAUAUUGACACUUGAUCUUGGUGAAAAUUCUUUUGUUGGGAAUGUUCCAACAUGGUUGGGAGUAAGUUUUCCUCAAAUGGUAAUUCUCAAUCUUCGAUCAAACAAGUUUCAAAGACGUUUACCAAGAGAACUUUGUCAUCUUGCUUUACUACAAAUCUUAGACAUUGCUGAUAACAAUUUUCACGGAACUGUGCCAAGAUGUAUCAGUAACUUCAGUGCGAUCACAAACCUUUGGGAAGAAAGCUCAAAUCUACGAUAUGGUGAAACACUUGAAUUCUUUCAAGGUUACAUUGAAGAUGCGUUACUUGUGAAUAAAGGUCAAAUGGUACAAUAUAACACAAUCCUCCUAUGGGUGAGAAUAAUGGAUCUCUCGAAAAAUAAUUUCUCUGGAGAGAUUCCUAUGGAAGUGACAAAUCUUGUUGCACUGCAAGCAUUGAAUCUAUCACACAAUCAUUUUACAGGUACAAUUCCCAAGUAUAUUGGUGUUAUGAGAUCAUUGGAGUGUAUUGAUUUGUCUGGUAAUCAACUUUCCGGUGAAAUUCCACAAAGCAUUUCAAAUUUAACAUUUUUGAGUUAUUUGAACUUUUCCAAUAACAAGUUAAUUGGAAAGAUUCCUUUAAGCACUCAAAUACAGGGGUUUGAUGCUUCUUGUUUCACCGGUAAUGAUCUUUGUGGGCCUUCCCUUUCAAAGAAUUGUGGUGCAAUUGUCGCACCAUCACACUACAACGAGGGAAAUGUUGACAAUGAACAUGAAGUGGACUGGUUCUAUGUGAGCAUGACACUUGGAUUUAUGUUAAUUGGAAACAUUCCUUUAAGCACUCAAAUACAAGGGUUUGAUCCUUCUUGUUUCAUUGGUAAUGAUCUUUGUGGAUCUCCACUUUCAAAGAAUUGUGGUGCGAUUGUCACACCAUCACACUACAAUGAGGGAAAUGAUGACAAUGAACAUGAAGUGGACUAG
Messenger RNA from Mangifera indica (mango), 2721 nucleotides. RefSeq names its product receptor-like protein EIX2. Bases 1 to 2721 code for a protein of 906 amino acids. Gene Ontology annotation, molecular function: protein binding. The transcript is spliced from 3 exons. NCBI's taxonomy places the organism in Eukaryota, Viridiplantae, Streptophyta, Magnoliopsida, Sapindales, Anacardiaceae. The record is from RefSeq and is a predicted model, not a curated record.